Molecule: messenger RNA, 531 nt
Organism: Wickerhamiella sorbophila
Lineage: Eukaryota; Fungi; Ascomycota; Dipodascomycetes; Dipodascales; Trichomonascaceae
Exons: 1
Coding region: 1-531 (176 amino acids)
Source: RefSeq, a predicted model, not a curated record
AUGGCAGAAGCCGAUGAUGUCGAGUUUUCAGACACCCCGUAUGCAGCGUCAUUUGCGCUAUUCAAUCAGGCCAAGCCAGAAGAUCCUGUCGUAAAAACUGAGCCUGCUGCAGCAAAGCAGCAGCUCACACCGCUCGAGGACGAUUCACGACAACAUGCAACGACAAAUAUUGCAGCCGCACCCACUGAGUUUGCGGUCACUGAACGGGCUCUAGAAGAAGCAUCUGAAAUUAAUAAAGGCCCCGAUACUGCGCUAGCCGAUGUUGUUCAGCAGACGCUGGCGAAGAUUCAAGCCGCCAAGGAGAUUCCCUUAGAAAAAGAACAGGAGUGGCAAGCCUUGCUAAUGGAGAUUAUUGAGCCAAUGCGCUCAAUACAGUCACAGUGGAGGCUACUGGAGAAAGAGUACAGAUCUUUAAUAAAACCCCCUCAGGCCGCCCAACCCUCUUCAUCUGCGGGCUAUACAGCAUAUGCCGGCCGUGGUAGAGGUCGUGGGCGCGGCCGUGGGCGCGGGCGGUAUCGCGGGCGGCCUUAG